Molecule: messenger RNA, 3949 nt
Organism: Thunnus maccoyii (southern bluefin tuna)
Lineage: Eukaryota; Metazoa; Chordata; Actinopteri; Scombriformes; Scombridae
Gene: hsd11b2
Product: hydroxysteroid (11-beta) dehydrogenase 2
Exons: 5
Coding region: 660-1904 (414 amino acids)
Molecular function (GO): oxidoreductase activity
Source: RefSeq, a predicted model, not a curated record
UUACUGAAGCGAACUCAGUAAAUCAUAAGAACGACUGAGCUGUACAGAUCCGUCUCCACGACAACCGCGCAAACACACACCACCCCCCCCCCCCGAUGAUGAAGACCAUGUGAUAACGGUGGAAAGCUCCGGAGCCCUUUAGAAUUUGACGCGUUUCUUGACCUCAGGAAGUUUCAAGUCUUUUAAUUGUCACAUGAGUUUGCUUGUAUCUCCAGACCGUCAACAGUAAACAAACAAACAAUCAUCCAGCUGACACAACAAACAGCGCCGGCUCCUCCGGAGAUACAAGCUGAUCACAUUCUGCCGGUUUGAGACACUUUUGAUAAGUUUCCCUGAUUUAAAAACUCUGAUAAUCCAUAGUGAUGAUUAUUCAUGAGGCAGGCUGUGUGUGUGUGUGUGUGUGUGUGUGUGUGUGUGUGUGUGUGUGGGCUGCAGAUUAGAUGCAGGGCUGCAGCCUGUAGUCCCUCCUCCCCUGCAGCUCAGCUCUAUAUAUACUCAGAGAGAUCUGGAGAGAGAGGAGCUGCACCGGUUUCACUCCAGCGACCAGUCAGAGAGUCAGAGAGUGUCGAGCAGAGAGACACACAGUGACACAGUCAGAGAGAAGCAGACACACACACACACACACACACACACACACACACAGGUAAACUUCUCCUCUGAUGAUGGAGGAUUUCACUCUUCCCUUCUGGAUUUACCUCUGCAUUCUCACCAUGUUGGUCGGUGGGCUCAUGAAGAAGAUUUUGGCGUCCCACCUGAGCGCCGCCCCCACCCUGGUGGCGUGGUUGGGGGCCACCGUGCUGGUGGAGCGUCUGUGGGCGUUCUGCCUGCCGGCAGCGCUGCUGCUGGCGCUGCUCGGCCUCGCCUGCUGCCUCUACUCCGCUGCCAAGACCGGCGCGCUGCCCGCCGCCCUGCCCGCCCAGGACAAAGCCGUCCUCAUCACAGGCUGUGACUCCGGCUUCGGGAAGGCGACGGCGAAGCGUCUGGAUGCUCUGGGCUUUGAGGUGUUCGCCACGGUGCUGGACCUGACAGGAGACGGAGCCCGCGAGCUGCAGAGGACCUGUUCAGCUCGUCUCACCCUCCUGCAGGUGGACAUCACCCAGCCACAGCAGGUCCAACAGGCCCUGCUGGACAUCACGGCGAGGGUGGGCCUCAGAGGUCUGUGGGGUUUAGUGAACAACGCCGGAGUGUGUGUGAACUUCGGAGACGCCGAGCUGUCGCUGAUGUCCAACUUCCGUGGCUGCAUGGAGGUCAACUUCUUUGGCACACUGAACGUCACCAAGAGCUUCCUGCCGCUGCUUCGACAGGCCAAAGGACGCAUCGUCACCAUCUCCAGCCCUGCUGGUGACCAGCCGUUUCCCUGCCUGGCAGCGUACGGAGCAUCUAAAGCAGCUCUCAACCUCUUCAUCAACACACUGCGACACGAGCUGGAGCCCUGGGGCAUCCGAGUCUCCACCAUCCUGCCCUCCUCCUAUAAGACAGGUCAGUCCAGUAACCAUGGCUACUGGGAGCAGCAGCACAAGCAGCUGCUGCAGAGUCUGCCCCCGGCGCUGCUAGAGGAUUACGGCGAGGACUACGUGGCCGAAACCAAGGAGCUGUUCCAGAGUUACGCCCUUCAGGCCAACCCCGACCUCAGCCCCGUCGUCAACACCAUCGUCCAAGCGCUGCUGUCGCCGCAGCCGCAGGUGCGUUACUUUGCGGGGCCCGGCGUCGGCCUCAUGUACUUCAUCCACACCUACUGCCCCUUCAGCAUCAGCAACCGCUUCCUCCAGAAACUGUUCGUGAAGAAGAAGCUGAUGCCGCGUGCUCUGAGGAAGCAGUCGGGCUUUGAGCUCAGCCUCCACAACAACAACAACAACAACAACAACAACAACAACAAGGAGGAGGAGAAGCUGCUGCAGUUGUGAGACAGUAGGGUGUCAUCCAGCGGCGAUAGAGGACCACAUCUGUAAUGCACUCAUAGAGCUCUAAUCUGUCCUUUUGUAUGUGCUGUUUUUAACUGUUGAAGGGAUCAUGGAGACGCACCAAAAUGGUUUUCUGUUUUGUUUCUGUUUUGUCCGGCCCGGCCACGCCCCCCUGCAGACGGACAAGACACACCCAAAGGUCAGGGGGCGGGGUUUGGUAGAGGGAGCGGUGCAGCCACAGGUCAAUCAUCAGCAAACACUUCACUUCCAUCAGCGAGAUCAGCUGUACUGUACACACACCGAGUCACACAUGUGCCUUCAUCACAAACCCAAAAAACCAACAGAGGAGAAGCAACAAGGUCAAAGGUCAGCAGAGCGACACGGACGCUGCAGCAGCUCAAUUUAAAAAUGUUAAAGUUUAACACAUAUAAAAACCGACGGGAUGAAUCAGGAUUAACUCAUCACAUCAGACUCUGGAAACUAAAGAUGAGGUCUGUCUUUGCUUUGGACAGUUUAUAAUUGGUUUGAUUAAUCAAUCAAAUGACUGAUAGAUUACCUGAUCAGGAUGAUCAUUUUUAGCUGUUAUCCAGACAUGCAGAUGGGUUUUGAAUCUUUAUUUUGAUACCUGGACCAAUGAAUUGUUGUGUUGUCAUUGGAGCUAACUCCACCCGUGUGGCCCACCGGGAGCCUCGAAUGGAGCGCACCCAGUGAAACGAGCUGCUGUAGUGAAACCCUGCAGACGCAUCACGUCUCCGUCCACCAGAGCACAUAUUUCACGCGUCGAAAAACAACAUAUUUAAAGAUGUACAUCUGUGAGCUCUGGAUUCUGUGAACUUUUUUAACUCUUUGUUUUCUGCAUCAGAGCGACGGAAACCAACGAGAAUCAUUUCAGAAAGUUCUUCUCAGUUUUAAUCUCACGAAACCUUCUUCGUGCAGCUCUGCGACAUCUGAGUUUGUUUAUUCAUGAAUGAAAAACACAUUUGAAGAAAAGAUUCUUUCAUGAUUUCGUUUCGUUUAUGAUCCAUAAAAUAAUUUCUCUGCUUUUCCAUCUCAUUUAAAUUUAACUGUUGUUUUUCUUGUAAAUAUCUCCAGUAGUUGGUCAAGAUUAUACAGAAGCGUCAUGCAUUCACUUAAGAAAAAUAAUUCUGCUCUGUUUUUCUGAAUUAAUGAGACACAUCAGUCCUGACUGCGGUAACGUAGCGUCAUUACGGGAAGGACGGCGAAAGUCCUGAAAGAUACAUACACACGUUUUCUGUAAUGUUCUUUCUGUGUUCUUUUAUGAACAUAAAGCAUUUUACUUUUUCUCAUGUUUGACCUGUUGUAAGUUUUAUUUUAGGUUAUCAGAUGAAUCCUACAGACUGCUGGUCCAGAUGUUGAGCGUAACGGUAUUAAAGUCGAGUCGUCCCACCUGAAGACGCGAGUGUCUCCCAACAUUUCAAACCAAAACCAGAAUAACACCGGAUUAAACUAAACAGGCGGGACGUGUUUGCUUCUCUUUGGAUGUUGAAGUCUUGUUAAUUCAGAAAAACAGAGCAGAAUCUUUUUUUCACAUUACGCUUCUGUAAGAUUACACGUUUAAAACACCAGAUCAUUUUCAUUCAUAUUACUACUUCAAAUUUGAGCCGUUGUGUUUCAGUUUACUGCAAACGAGAUAAUGUGAAAGUAAUUUAUCCACCAACACGUUUAUUUUCUGCUUUCAGGACAAAAAACUCUGACAGAAAAUCAGAUAAUGAGGUUAUAUUUUAGUUAUAUUUUAGUUCAGACAGUGAUGCACAGGAACAUUUCUCUAAUUGUUUCUGCGUCUGGAUGAAAAUGAAAAACUCUGUCAGUCUGCUGCAGAAACACUCACAGGCCGCUCUGAUGGUUUCUCUUAUAAACACUGAGUUUAUCUUCAUAUUCAGGAUCUUUGAAUGUUUCUUCAUCUUGUGCUGCGUGUUUUUAAAAACCUUCAGUAACACUUUCUAUGACGCCCAUGUCUAUAAUACGUUAUAUUCACUGUUAUAAUGUGUUAUAAUACCUGUUAUAAUACAUUAUAUUCACUGUUAUAA